This is a messenger RNA of Homalodisca vitripennis (glassy-winged sharpshooter), 1117 nucleotides long. RefSeq names its product AP-3 complex subunit sigma-2 (gene or). Gene Ontology annotation, biological process: intracellular protein transport; Golgi to vacuole transport. The transcript is spliced from 5 exons. The coding region runs from base 123 to 692 and encodes 189 amino acids. NCBI's taxonomy places the organism in Eukaryota, Metazoa, Arthropoda, Insecta, Hemiptera, Cicadellidae. Gene Ontology annotation, cellular component: AP-3 adaptor complex; intracellular membrane-bounded organelle; membrane coat. The record is from RefSeq and is a predicted model, not a curated record.
UCGUGUUGUUGUUGUGGAUUAUGUCAUGAGGAGGGAUGGUGGUUGGUCCAUAUCAAUCCAUUUAUUAGGUUAAAGUAGUUUUUACUGUUCGUUUGUGUAAUACUGUUUGUUUUGAAUUUAAUAUGAUCAAAGCAAUACUGGUUUUCAACAAUCAUGGUAAACCAAGGCUCUCCAAAUUUUAUCAAUAUUUCAAUGAAGACAUGCAGCAGCAGAUCAUCAAAGAAACAUUCCAACUUGUAUCAAAGAGAGAUGAUAACGUUUGUAAUUUCCUUGAAGGAGGAAGCCUCAUUGGGGGAUCUGAUUACAAGUUGAUCUACCGCCACUAUGCCACACUGUACUUUGUUUUCUGCGUGGAUUCGUCUGAAUCUGAGCUUGGAAUACUUGAUCUAAUUCAAGUAUUUGUCGAGACACUAGACAAGUGCUUUGAGAAUGUAUGUGAACUAGAUCUCAUAUUCCACGUGGACAAGGUUCACUACAUUCUAAAUGAAUUAGUGAUGGGUGGAAUGGUCCUGGAAACAAACAUGACAGAAAUAUUGUCCAGGAUUGAAGACCAAAAUAAAAUGGAAAAACAAGAAUCAGGGUUGGCAGCGGCAAGGGCUGUGUCUGCAGUAAAGAGUAUCAACCUGUCCCAGCAACUGAAAGACAUGAAGUUACCAGAUCUACCGCAAGCGAUCAAGGAUCUCAAGUUUUGACGCUCGUCAUCGGAAAACAGGAGGAUGCUGUGUAGUGAAAAAGGCAGCCCAUGGGCGAGAUACACGUGAACAUGCUCAGCAACAUCCCAAACAUCCGGCCUUCGUUUUGCGUUACACUUAAUUCCAUAUCAAUUUUUUAUAUUUACUUAAUUUUUAUAUUAGUGUUUAAAGUUGUAUAAAGAUUUAAUAUGAUUGCAUUGUUAACAUCGUCGAUAGAUGGUAAAGGUCGGGCAAAAGUUUGGAGAAAUCCCAGUUUGCUUUUUUAAGAGGUUAAUUUAAUUUAUAAUCAAUGAAACUUUUGUAAAAAAACAAAGCCAACCAGAUACAUUUUUUCAUUUCACAAACUUUGUGUAUUACUGAACUUGAGUGAAUAUUAUUCAGAUUUGAAUCCUUAAUUCCAUAAAUAUGUUCAAAAAUUAUGUUUU